AUGUCAACCUUCCCCACCCCUUCGAGCGAUCCUCCCAAAAAGGAGAUGCAGUACUUCCCCGACAUGACCACGGCCUUGCCGUCCGAAUCUGGCGAGUUUCGCCGUGUCCUUUGGACGGGGUUGUACUCCCAGCUUGUGCUGAUGACUGUACCUGUUGGUGGUGAUAUUGGCGAAGAGGUUCAUACAGUCGACCAAAUCCUCACCUUCACAUCUGGCAAGGGUCUUGCGCAGGUUGCUGGCAAGGAGCAGGAGGUCAAGGCCGGUGACAUGGUGAUUGUUCCUGCGGGAACCAAGCACCAAUUUCUAAAUACAGGACCGACACCGUUGAUUCUUUACACUGUUUACUCGCCAGCUGAGCACAAGCCAACGACGGUUCACAAAACCAAGGAACAGGGCGACAAGGAGGAAGAAGAUGGCAUCGAUGUAGCGCCAGAGUGGAGCCGACGUAGCAAGGAGCAGAAUGAGAAGGAGGGUUGGGUCAAAGGGGAGUAA
This is a messenger RNA of Colletotrichum orchidophilum, 492 nucleotides long. Its product is annotated as cupin domain-containing protein. NCBI's taxonomy places the organism in Eukaryota, Fungi, Ascomycota, Sordariomycetes, Glomerellales, Glomerellaceae. The transcript has 2 exons. Bases 1 to 492 code for a protein of 163 amino acids. The record is from RefSeq and is a predicted model, not a curated record.